CUGUGUCCCUCGGACACAGUGGAUCACCAAUCCACGGAAAGAGCCGAAGAUGUCGGCUCGGUCAUGUGAUCAGCUGUGUCCAAUCACAGCUGAUCACAUGGGACAUGUGCACUGAUCAUCAGAGCACUGAUGAUCAGUGUGCCCUGAUGAUCUGUGUAGCCCCAGCAGCACCACUUGUCAGUGUCUAUCAGUGCCAGCUCUCAGUGUUCAUCCAUGCCACCUGCCAGUGCCCAUCAGUGCCACAUUAAUGCCACAGAUCAGUGCCCAUCUGAGCUGUCUUUCAGUGUCACCCAUCAGUGCCAGUCAGUGCCACCUAUCAAUGCCAGUCAGUGCCACCUAUCAGUGCUGCCAAUCAGUGCCACCUAUCAGUGCCGCCUAUAAGUGCCAGUCAGUGCCGCCUAUCAGUGUGCAUCAGUGCCGCCUAUCCGUGCCCAUCAAU
Messenger RNA from Staurois parvus, 439 nucleotides. The record is from the annotation of a GenBank genome assembly. NCBI's taxonomy places the organism in Eukaryota, Metazoa, Chordata, Amphibia, Anura, Ranidae.